AUGCGUCUUGUGAUUACAAAUGUGAUUGGAAUACAGGGUAUUGUACUUCGUGUGGAUCAAAUUAUGUUUUUGCCAGUCCAACUUCGAGAGUGUGCCAAAAAUGCAGUGAGGUUUUAUCCAAACGACAGUGGAAAGUGUGUUUCAUGUGGGACAAAUUGCACAACAUGUGAUUCAGCAACUGGUAUUUGCACAUUGUGUGCAUCAGAUAAUGUGUUUGAAGACCCCCCAUCAAAAGUGUGUGUGUUUUGUAAAACGUUUGAUAACAAAUGUGAAACGUGUCAAAAUGGUGGAAACAGAAGUUGCGUGACAUGUAAAGCGGGGUAUUAUCCAGGUACAACAGGACAGUGUAUUUCAUGUGAUGCAACUUGUCAAAUAAACACGUGUAAUACAAACAACGGGUUAUGUUCAAAAUGUGUUCAAAACUACGUUGUGACAUCUCCAACUUCUAAAAUGUGCCAAAAAUGUUCAGAUUUUGAUUCAAAAUGCAAAACGUGUGCAACUGAUUUCACAAGAAAAUGUAUUGAGUGCAACACCAAUUAUUAUCCAGUCAAUGGUAAAUGUGUUGUGUGUGAUUCGUCGUGUGGAGGGAGUUGUAGUGGUGUGACUGGAGUUUGCACUGGUUGUGCAUCAAAUUAUGUUCCAACCUUACUCGAUCCUUCCAAAUGCGAGCUGUGCUCAACUUUUGAUGAAAAUUGCAGCACUUGUAUUGUAACAAAACGACAGUGUUUAACAUGUAAAACGACUAAAUAUCCGGAUGAGACAACCGGAAUGUGUAAAAACUGCAGUUGGACGUGUAAUAACAGCUGUGAUCAAUCAUCAGGAUUAUGCACAAGUUGCGUUUUAAAUUAUGUUUUUGAGAAUCCGAAAUCGAAAGUGUGUGUUCCCUGUAAAACAUUUGACGUGAAUUGCAAUGUGUGUUCGUCAGACAAACAACGAAGCUGUACCAUUUGUGAGAGUAAUUAUUACCCAAAACAAGGGCUCUGUGUACCAUGUGACUACGGGUGCACCACUUGUAGUUCCGCAACAGGAAAAUGUUCGGCGUGUCAAACAAAUUUUGUGCCUUCAACUGUCAAUAACACGGCGUGUGUUCCAUGUGCAGAUUUUGAUAAGAAUUGCAAGAAGUGCGCAACAUUGUUUGGGCGAUACUGCAAUGAGUGCAAUGACCAUUUCAAGCCUUCUGUUGAUGGGGUUUGUGUGAGUUGUGAUGCUACUUGCAACAACAACUGUGAUCCAAUGUAUGGGACUUGUACCACAUGUUCAACAAAUCACGUUGUCACAUCGCCAUUAUCACAAAAAUGUGAUAUUUGCAGUGUUUUUGAUCAAUAUUGUGAUGAGUGUGCGUCAGAUUUCUCGAGAAAGUGUUUGACGUGUCGAGGCGGUAAAUACCCCAAAGAUGGUGUUAAUUGCGCCAAUUGUGAUUCAACCUGUGGAAAUCAGUGCGAUGGUAAAAAUGGUCAUUGCACUGGGUGUGUUACCAAUUACAUGUUGUCUGCCACAAACAGUUUACAAUGUGAGAGUUGUGUGUCUUUUGAUCCAAAUUGUCAAACUUGUUCGCCAGACUUUACAAGAAAAUGUGUGACAUGUGUUUCUGGUUAUUUUGUGUUUGAAAACAAGUGUAAGAAGUGUGACGACACGUGCAACAAUCAGUGUGACAGCUCUACUGGAUUUUGCACUGGAUGUCAGAACAACAUGGUCUUUGGUGAUACAAACAGAAGCAUUUGUGUUUCCUGUACUGCAUUUGAUUCAAAUUGCUAUAUUUGCGACUCUUCUUUCAAUAGAGGUUGCAACACGUGUACAAACAAACAAUAUGUUGAUAGUACAAGCAAAAAGUGUGUACCAUGUAGUAGUGAAUGUGAUCAAUGUAAUGGACAAACAGGAGCCUGCACCAAUUGUAUGCCCAAUUAUGUAACAAGUUUAACAUCAGGUGGUUGUGAAAGCUGUAAUAAGUUUGAUUCUAAUUGUAAAUUCUGUGCUCAAAACCAAACACGAAAUUGCAUUCAAUGCAACGACACGUAUUAUCCCGUGUUGACAAGCGGAGAAAUGAAAUGUGGUUUGUGCGACUCGACGUGUGGAGAGAAGUGUGAUCCAACAUACGGUCAUUGCACAGGGUGCCAAAGCAACUAUGUUUUGUAUCAAACAAACAAUUUGCAGUGCCAAAAAUGCUCUAAUUUUGAUAGCAACUGUGUCACAUGCAACUCCAAUUAUGAAAGAAAGUGUACCACAUGCAACACGGGGUAUUAUCCAAAUGCAGAGGGUAAAUGCAUACCAUGUGAAGCAUCGUGUGCACCAAACACGUGUAACACGUCAAAUGGAAACUGUGACAAAUGCACUGAAAAUAAAGUCAUCACAAGUCCAAUUUCAAAUGUUUGCGUUGAUUGCGCUGCUUUUGAUUUAAGGUGUGUGACGUGUUCACCAUCGUUUGCUAGAAAGUGUGUAAAUUGUGUUGCUGGUAGUUAUCCACAAACCGCUGGCGAUUUCAGAUGUAAAUAUUGUGAUGUAACAUGUGGAGGAAAGUGUGACACGACAAAUGGACAUUGUACUGGGUGUAACGAAUCGUAUGUUCCAACAACAUCAGAUCCAUUUAAGUGUGAAAGUUGCCAAACAUUCGACUUUAAUUGUGUGACUUGUGUUUCUGAUAAAAGAGAGUGUGCUGUUUGCAAACCAGGGAAAUACCCAAAUGAUUCAAAUAAAGUGUGCCAAGACUGUGACUCAACAUGUAAUGGCGAUUGUAACACAUCAAGUGGUAUUUGUAACACGUGUUUAUAUAAUUACGUUUUCAAUGAACCAAAAGGAAGAAGUUGUGUGCCAUGUGCUACAUUUGACAGUCAUUGUGUAACUUGUGUUUAUGAUUAUUCAAGAAAGUGUGUGAAGUGUUUAAAUGGGUAUUACCCCGACUCAAAUGGAAAGUGUGUUGCGUGUUCGACUAUAGACAACAAUUGCAACAGUUGUAAUAAUACGGAAAAGAGUUGUUUCAGUUGCAAAGACCCGUAUUACCUCUUAAAUCAAAAAUGUCUAUCAUGUGAAGCUGGAACUUACAAAAAGACGGAGACUACAUGCAACAAGUGUUACAAUGCUAUUUUGAAUUGUAAAAACUGUGGAACGGCGUCAGUCGGCAAUGCAAGGUGUAACGAGUGUUAUCCCCCAUACACUUUAAGUUCAAAUGGUAAAAGUUGUGACCAAUGUGAUUCAACGUCAUAUUAUGACAGAACAACAAAUCGUUGUGUAAAUAAAAACACAACUUGUGCUGUUCAAAUUGAAAGCACCAAAUGUGUUCAUUGCACUGAUGAUCAUUUUGUGUCAAAUGGGAUGUGUAAAAAUGCUCAAAACUGCAACAGCCCAUCGAGUCUGUCACCGGCGUCGUGUGAUUGUUCAGACCAAAUUUCGAUCAAUUCCGAUUGUGCUUCAAUUGCUUCAAAUUGCAAAUAUCAGAAAACAAUAGCAUCAACUUCAACAUGUUUAAUGUGCACAGACAAUUAUACUUUAUCACAAAACACAUGUAACAAAAUAGAAUCAAAUGAAUUGUAUAAAAAUGGCGUUCAGUACAGUUGUUUGGAUGGCCAAUAUCUUAGUAAUAACAAUGUAUGCGAAGUGUGUCCAAAUUUUGUUUCAUUUUGUAUUAAUAAUGGAAAUAAAAUCUACACAUUGAAAUGCACACAAAACAACAAAGAUGUUGGUACAGAGCAAUGUAUAACAGAUGAGAUGUGUUUGCAAUAUACACAUGAUUACUGCUCUCAAUGCAAGUUGGUGUCAUCACAAAUCAUCAAUGGAAUAUGCACAGCCUGCCAAACACCAAACUGCCAAUUUUGCGAAGGAAACAAGUGCAAGCGAUGUUCCAACGACUAUUUGAUGGUCAAAGAGAAUCAAUGCGUUUUCCAAAAUGAACAAAACUGUGACAAGUCGAGUGUGUCUGGCUGUGUGAUGUGUUCAAAUGGGUUCUAUCAAGUUGACACUUUGAACGUUGAAGGCAAAUUCGAUUUCUGUCUUCCAAUACCCUCAACGGUAUAUCCAAAUUGUAAACGACUUGCUUUUUCAACUAGUAAAUGUGUAGAAUGCAACGAUUUGUUCAAAUUGAAAGGUGGUGUGUGUAAAGAAUCAUUUGAAGAUGAAGUUCCUGUUGUUCCACCAGAAACGGAACCCGAACUUCCUGUCUCUGUUAUAUCCAAUUCACAUAUUAAAUAUUUAGCAUUUUUGAAAGGAGUUACUGAGUCCAAAUGUCAAAUAAGAGACAACAAAGGAUGUCAACGGUGUAAUGAUGGAUAUUACGAUGAAAAUAAUGAGUGUGUGAAAUGCACCUAUGAUUGCAGUUCGUGUUACUCACAGACAUAUUGUACUUCAUGUCAAAGUGGGUAUUAUCUCGACUCAACAAAUAAAUGUCAGACCCUUGGUGAUUUGAGUGCAAGAUGCAGUGUCGCGCUUCCAACAGGUGGUGGAUGUGCUAUCUGUAGAGAUGGAUAUUUUAAAGUGCUCAAAGACUGUAUAGUUUGUGACGUUUCAUGUAGUUUGUGUAUUAGCAAUACUUCGUGUUCUGUGUGUGCAGAUGGCUAUUUCAUCAUCGAGUCUGAGAGUCGCUUGUGUCAACUUAACACAACAAAUACAAACUGUUUGAAAGUUGGGUAUUAUGGGUGUGAAGUCUGUGCCGAUGGAUAUUACUUAUCACAUUCGCGUUGUACAAAAUGUGAUGAAACGUGCACUUUGUGUACUUUACAAGGUGCGUGUACAAAUUGUGUAUCAAAAGAUUACGUUUUAUAUGAUUCUAAAUGUGUAUAUUACUCUGAAAUACCAAAUUGUAUCGAAGCUACGGAUUCCAAAUGUGUAAAAUGCAAGGGGUAUAACAAACCAUCUGAAAGUGGUGACAGUUGCAUUCAAACAGUAAACUUGGGAGCGGCAAUUGGUAUUUCAAUUGAUUACUCUUAUUGUAAUAUUCAAGCUCGGAAUCAGAAGAAAGAAGAGCUCAAAGUGUGCACAUAUAAAAUGAGUCGCUCGAACAUCAAGAUGUUUACAUUAGUGGACAAUAUAGUAGUUAAUAAAUCCAAAUUGAAGUUUGACUUGGAUACCGACGAAUUUAUUCCUGUUGAUAAAGAGACAAGAGAUUUGAUCUGCCUUGGAAACACUUCAAAACAUAAUAUGAAAGUCCAGUUUAGUGUGAUUGAAGGGUGUGAUUCUUACCAAAUUCGCACAUUGCCUUCCAUUGUUACACUGAAAAGAGGCGAAGCUUGUGAAUUUGAGAUAUUUAUACAACCCCUUUGUACGUGUAAAAUCGAAGAAAGUGUGAUGAUCACUUCACUUGAUAUAACAACAGGAAAUGUCGUAAACGCCAAAAUAGGAAUUGACACAACUACACAACAGACGACCAAACUCAAUUAUAAAGAACUUGAUGUGAUCACAAAACUUGGCGAAGGAUCAUUUGGCAUUGUGUAUAUGGGAAAUUACAGAGGUAAUUUUGUAGCAAUAAAAAAGAUGAAACAAAUUGCAUCACCAAACACAUUAACAAAUGAAAUUACUGAUGAAAAGAAGUCACUUCAAGAAUUUGAGAAGGAAGUGAACAUGUUGGACAAAUUCCGGAGUGAGUUUAUUGUCCACUUCUAUGGUGCCGUGUUUAUACCAAACAAGGUGUGUAUGGUCACCGAAUAUGCUCAAUUUGGGUCUUUGAAUGAUGUUUUGAAACAAAAAAAGUCAACUGAAGUUGAAACAAAAAUGCGUGUUAAAAUUAUUUUAGAUGGAGCAAGAGGAAUUCAAUAUCUCCACGAGAAUAGCAUUUUACACAGAGACAUCAAACCAGACAACAUUCUCGUAUUUUUAUUGGAUUAUAACGAACGUGUCAAUGCAAAGCUGACUGAUUUUGGAUCAUCCAGAAAUUUCAACAUGCUGACAACAAACAUGACAUUCACAAAAGGUAUUGGAACACCAAGUUACAUGGCACCUGAAAUAUUAAAAAAGAACCACUACAAAAAACCGGCAGAUAUAUACUCGUUUGCUAUAACAAUGUACGAGUGCUUUGGGUGGUGCAAUGCUUAUUCGGAAAAGCAGUUCAAGUUUCCAUGGAAAAUUGCAGAGUUUGUGACAAAUGGAAAACGACUUGAAAAAACGAAUUCAAUGUCCAACGAACAGUUUGAUGUGAUUCAAAAAUGUUGGUGUACAAUUCCAACUGAGAGAAUUGAAAUUGGCGAAGUUGUCACCUUGGUUAAUGGCUUGAUGAAUAAUUGA
Messenger RNA from Entamoeba invadens IP1, 6204 nucleotides. RefSeq names its product protein serine/threonine kinase, putative. Gene Ontology annotation, biological process: protein phosphorylation. The record is from RefSeq and is a predicted model, not a curated record. Gene Ontology annotation, molecular function: protein kinase activity; ATP binding. Bases 1 to 6204 code for a protein of 2067 amino acids. Lineage: Eukaryota; Evosea; Mastigamoebida; Endamoebidae. The transcript has 3 exons.